Molecule: messenger RNA, 2755 nt
Organism: Helianthus annuus (common sunflower)
Lineage: Eukaryota; Viridiplantae; Streptophyta; Magnoliopsida; Asterales; Asteraceae
Product: protein ROOT HAIR DEFECTIVE 3
Exons: 23
Coding region: 43-2544 (833 amino acids)
Biological process (GO): endoplasmic reticulum membrane fusion
Cellular component (GO): endoplasmic reticulum
Molecular function (GO): GTP binding; GTPase activity
Source: RefSeq, a predicted model, not a curated record
CUCACCAAAGAAUAAUAAUUACAAUACUAACACUAAUCUUGUAUGUAUACAUACCAUCACACGCCCACCUUUCAAGAACAUUCUUGCCCCAGAUCGCACUCUGUUUCCUCUUUCAACAAAUCGAUCAUCAAAUCGGAGCUUCAACUCUUCUCCAUGGACAAAGAAGCGGAAUGUUGCUCCACUCACCUUAUAGAAGGGGAUGGUACCUUUAAUAGAGAUGGACUUGAUAAUUUUAUUAAGCAAGUCAAACUGGGAGAAUGUGGACUUUCUUAUGCUGUUGUUGCUAUCAUGGGUCCGCAAAGCAGUGGGAAGAGCACACUUUUAAACCAUCUUUUCUAUACCAACUUUAGGGAAAUGGAUGCGUACAGGGGAAGGUCUCAGACUACCAAAGGUAUUUGGAUAGCAAAAUGUCCUGGUAUUGAACCUUGCACCAUUGUAAUGGAUCUUGAGGGUACGGAUGGAAGAGAACGAGGAGAGGAUGAUACUGCAUUCGAGAAACAAAGUGCACUUUUUGCGCUUGCUGUUUCAGAUAUAGUGCUUAUAAAUAUGUGGUGUCAUGAUAUUGGACGUGAGCAGGCUGCAAAUAAACCUCUUUUGAAAACCGUAUUUCAGGUUAUGCUGCGGUUGUUUAGUCCACGCAAAACAACUUUAAUGUUUGUAAUACGUGAUAAAACAAGGACACCUCUUGAAAAUCUAGAGCCUGUUUUGAGGGAAGAUAUCCAGAAGAUAUGGGAUUCCGUUCCAAAGCCAGAAGCCCACAAACACACCCCACUGAGCGAAUUUUUCAAUGUUCAAGUUGUUGCACUGUCUAGUUAUGAAGAGAAGGAAGAACAAUUUAAAGAGCAGGUGUCUGAUUUGAGGCAAAAGUUCUUCCAUUCUAUCGCACCUGGUGGUCUUGCUGGCGAUAGGCGAGGGGUUGUUCCUGCUUCAGGUUUUUCUUUUAGUGCACAACAAAUCUGGAAAGUUAUCAAGGAGAACAAAGACCUUGAUUUGCCAGCUCACAAGGUUAUGGUGGCAACUGUACGAUGUGAAGAGAUUGCUAAUGAGAAAUAUUCUUCCUUUGUUAUGAAUGAGGACUGGCUUGAAUUAGAAGAGGCCGUACAAUCUCAUCUUGUUCCGGGAUUUGGAAAGAAACUUAGUUCCCUGCUUUACAAUUGUUUAUCCAGUUACGAUGAAGAGGCUACAUACUUUGAAGAUAGUGUUAGAUCUGCAAAAAGAAGGCAGUUGGAAGAUAAAUUGAUGCAACUAGUUCAACCAGCCUACCAGUUAAUGUUGGAACACAUACGAUCCGAGACACUAGAAAGUUUUGAAAAAGCACUUAAUGAUGCUUUGAAAGAAGGACAAGGGUUUGCAGCGGCUGCUCGUGAUUGUACCACAGAGUUUAUGAGACUAUUCGAUGAACAAUGUCAAGAUGCUGUCAUCAAGCAAGCAAAUUGGGACUCGGGUAAAGUAAGGGAUAAAUUUUCACGUGAUUUAGACUCACAUAUUGCUGAAGUUCGGGCCUCCAAACUAUCUGAGCUUACUGCACUAUAUGAGUCAAAAUUAAAAGAGGCGUUAUAUGGUCCGGUGGAAGCUCUUCUUGAAGGAGCCAGUGAUGAUACUUGGCCUGCAAUAAGGAAACUUCUUCAUCAAGAAACUAAAAAAGCUGUUUCCGAGUUCUCUUCUGCACUUUCCGGUUUUGAAAUGGAUGAACAAGAAGAAGAAACUUCGAUUUCAAAAUUAGAGAAUUACGCAAGAGGGAUAGUUGAAGGGAAGACGAGAGAAGAAGCUGCCAAAGUUUUGUACCGCAUGAAGGAAAGAUUUACAUCCAUAUUCAACCAUGAUAACGAUUCGAUGCCACGAGUCUGGACUGGAAAAGAAGACAUCCGUGCAAUAACUAAAACUGCCCGUUCUUCUUCUUUAAAGUUGCUCUCUGUGCUGGCUGCAAUUCGUUUGGAUGAAGAAGACACUGAUAAAAUUGGAGAUACACUUGUGCUCACAUUAGUGGAUCCUAAAAAAGGCACUAGUAAGAGUAUUACAGACCCAUUAGCCUCAAGCACAUGGGAAGAGGUUCCACCUACAAAGACACUCAUUACCCCUGUUCAGUGUAGAUCAUUAUGGAGUCAAUUUCAAAGAGAAACCGAAUAUACUAUCACUCAAGCUAUUGCUUCCCAGGAAGCUAAUAAGAGGAAUAACAAUUGGUUACCACCUCCAUGGGCGAUUGCUGCAAUGGCGAUCCUUGGAUUCAACGAGUUCAUGACCCUUUUGAGGAAUCCUUUGUGGCUGCUCAUUAUAUUUGUGAGUUACUUGCUUCUGAAGGCUUUGUGGGUCCAACUUGACAUUGCUGGUGAAUUCCGCAAUGGCGCGCUUCCAGGAAUCCUUUCAUUAUCAACCAAGUUUCUUCCAACAGUCACCAAUCUUCUUAGAAAACUAGCAGAAGAAGGUCAAACACCAGUCAACACCGGAAAUCAUGCACAUUUAGCGCAAUCAACAUCCACAGCCUCAUCUGAGGUAACUAUGGAGAAUGAAAUGGAAUACACAAGCUCCUCAAAACACCAGAAUUAAUCGCCAUCCGUUCAACAAAUAACGUCCCGCCACUUGUUAGUUAACCUACUUCUGUAUCUAUACAACAAGCUUGUUUAUUUUGCCGACGGAUAUUGAAGAGGGAGGGGUAUAGAGUUUAUUAGGAGCCAUGCAUUCAAGCUUGAUUUUGUUGUAUACGAUGGGUAUAAUUUGUUCUGUGUUCAUGAUCUAUUUAUAGUUGCUUGUUCUUUAA